AUGUCACCGAGGCCAGAGUCAUCGUUCAACCAAGAACGCCCUGAACUGCCGCUGAAGCAGUCCUUUCUCCAGCGGUUCUGGGCCAGGAACAAAGGACCGGUCCUCGUCGCUACGUCACAGUUCUUCGGGGCCUUGAUGAACUUGAGCGCACGACUGCUCGAAACAGACGGAGAGGGCAUGCACCCGGUGCAAGUCCUGCUCAUGAGGCAGUCCAUCACAUCUCUCUGCUGUUUCAUGUACAUGUGGUGGAUGUCGACGCCUGGAGGGCCCUUUGGUACGAAGGAUAUCAGGAUCCUUCUCCUGAUACGUGGGUUAUCGGGCUUCUUUGGCAUAUAUGGCAUGUGGUACUCGAUGAUGUACCUCCCGUUGGCCGACUCAACCGUCAUCACAUUCCUAGCUCCAGGCAUCGCUGGCUUCCUCUGUUACUUCCUCCUCAAAGAGCCUUUUUCGCGAACCGAGCAGAUAGCGACCUUUGUGGCGCUGUCUGGGGUAGUUCUGAUUGCCCAACCUCACUCACUGUUCUCGACUACGCCUGAGGACGAGUCCUCCUCGAGCGAGCCUCCCGAGAAAGGUCUCCCGGGGCUUGACCACGAAUCCACGCCCGAGGAACGGCUCGCGGCCGUUGGGGUGGCGCUUCUGGGCGUUCUGGGAGCGUCAGGGGCUUUCACCACGCUACGGAUGAUUGGGAAGAGAGCCCAUCCAUUGAUCUCUGUCAACGCCUUCAGCAUUGUAUGCACCAUCAUCUGCGUUGCUAUGCUUGCCUUGGCUCCAGCCCUGGACAUUUCACAGCCCGCGUUGCGCUGGGUUUGGCCCGCCUCUGCCAAAGCGUGGAGCCUCCUCCUUGCCCUCGGAGUGUUGGGCUUCGUCCUGCAGUAUCUGUUGACUAGCGGACUUCAAGCCGACAAGUCGAAUCGUGCAAACGCCAUGGUAUAUACCCACAUGCUGUUUGCCGUUAGCUUUGACAAGUGGGUGUUUCAUCAUGAGAUGAAUCUGAUGAGUUUCGGAGGAUGUGCAUUGAUCCUGGGUAGCGCCAUCUCGGUUGUCCUGAUGAAAAAGCCGAGUCCGCCAAAGGUAGAUGACGUUGAACGGCAGCACAAUCAUAACAACCUGCUGGGCGAAGGGGAGAGAUCACCCAUGCUGCGCUCUGCGCGGCGUCAAGCUGGCUGGGAGGGAGCUUUCGCCGAUUACAACUUUUUGCACACGACAGCAACUCCACGAAUUCACGCCAAGAUGGUACAAAUCAGCGAGGCCAAGGGCAGCAAGCGCAACAAUCGCACAGCGGCACACACACACAUCCGUGGCCUUGGGUUGCGAGACGAUGGCAGGGCAGAUGCUCAGGCGGGUGGCUUCGUAGGCCAGGGUGCUGCACGAGAGUCAUGCGGCGUGGUGGUUGACCUGAUCAAGGCGCACAAAAUGGCAGGCCGCGGCGUGCUGCUGGUGGGCAAGCCUGCCACCGGGAAGACGUCGCUCGCGCUGGCCAUCAGCCAAGAGCUCGGCACGAAGAUUCCCUUUGUCCCCAUCACCGGCAGCGACAUUUACUCGACCGAGGUGAAAAAGACGGAGGUGCUGGCGGAGUACUUUCGGCGGGCGAUCGGACUCAAGGUCCGCGAGACCAAGGAGGUGUACGAGGGCGAGGUCACCGAGUUGACACCCGAGGAGGCAGAGAACCCACUGGGCGGGUACGGCAAGACGAUCAGCACGCUGUUGAUCGGACUGAAGAGCGCAAAGGGCCAGAAGAAGCUGCGUCUCGACCCUAGCAUCUACGAGGCCAUCCAGAAGGAGAGGGUCACCGUGGGCGACGUGAUCUACAUUGAGGCCAACACGGGCGCCUGCAAGCGGGUCGGUCGCUCGGAUGCCUAUGCGACUGAGUUCGACCUCGAGGCGGAGGAAUACGUGCCCAUCCCCAAGGGCGAGGUGCACAAGAAGAAGGAGAUUGUGCAGAACGUGACCCUGCACGACCUGGAUGUCGCCAACGCGCGCCCGCAGGGUGGCCAGGAUAUCAUGAGCAUGAUGGGGCAGCUCAUGAAGCCCAAGUCAACCGAGAUUACCGACAAGCUGCGCGAGGAGAUCAACAAGGUCGUCAGCAAAUACAUUGACCAAGGCGUCGCGGAGUUUGUCCCUGGUGUCAUUUUCAUUGACGAGGUGCACAUGCUCGACAUUGAGUGCUUCACCUACCUGAACCGCGCCUUGGAGUCUCCCAUCUCGCCGAUUGUUGUUCUCGCCUCGAACCGCGGCGUCUGCACGAUCCGCGGCACCGAUAACAUCAUGGCCGCACACGGUAUCCCCCCCGAUACGCUGAACCGCCUGCUCAUUGUGCCCACUGUGGACUACACCGCCGAGGAGAUCAAGAGGAUUGUCCAGAUCCGGUCAUCUGUCGAGGGCAUCUCGCUCACGGACGCGGCCGUCGACAAGAUUGCGGACCACGGCGUGCAGAUCAGCCUGAGGUAUUGUCUGCACUUGCUGACACCAGCGAGUGUCCUCGCCAAGGCCAGUGGUCGCUCCCAAGUCGACGUACAGGACGUCGCCGAAGCCGAGGAUCUCUUUGUCGACGCCCAGCGCAGUGCGGCGGACAUGGGACCCGGGGCCGGCAAUGAGUAUAUCCAAUGA
Emericellopsis cladophorae is the source of this 2607-nucleotide messenger RNA. RefSeq names its product tip49. The coding region runs from base 1 to 2607 and encodes 868 amino acids. NCBI's taxonomy places the organism in Eukaryota, Fungi, Ascomycota, Sordariomycetes, Hypocreales, Bionectriaceae. Gene Ontology annotation, biological process: chromatin remodeling; regulation of transcription by RNA polymerase II; box C/D snoRNP assembly. The record is from RefSeq and is a predicted model, not a curated record. Gene Ontology annotation, cellular component: Ino80 complex; Swr1 complex; membrane. Gene Ontology annotation, molecular function: ATP binding; ATP hydrolysis activity; DNA helicase activity. The transcript is spliced from 6 exons.